AUGAGAGAGGAGGGGAGCAGGGAGGUGGGGCGGUGGCCAGAGGAGAGAGGAGGGGAGCAGGGAGGUGGGGGCGGUGGCCAGAGGAGAGAGGAGGGGAGCAGGGAGGUGGGGCGGUGGACCAAGAAGAGAGGAGGGGAGCAGGGAGGUGGGGCGGUGGACCAAGAAGAGAGGAGGGGAGCAGGGAGGUGGGGCGGUGGCCAGAGGAGAGAGGAGGGUAGCAGGGAGGUGGGGCUGUGGCCAGAUGAGAGAGGAGGGGAGCAGGGAGGUGGGGCGGUGGCCAGAGGAGAGAGGAGGGGAGCAGGGAGGUGGGGCUGUGGCCAGAUGAGAGAGGAGGGGAGCAGGGAGGUGGGGCUGUGGCCAGAUGAGAGAGGAGGGAGCACGGAGGUGGGGCGGUGGCCAGAGGAGAGAGGAGGGGAGCAGGGAGGUGGGGCGGUGGCCAGAGGAGAGAGGAGGAGAGCAGGGAGGUGGGGCGGUGGACCAAAAAGAGAGGAGGGGAGCAGCGAGGUGGGGCGGUGGACCAAGAAGAGAGGAGGGGAGCAGGGAGGUGGGGCUGUGGCCAGAGGAGAGAGGAGGGGAGCAGGGAGGUGGGGCAGUGGCCAGAGGAGAGAGGAGGGGAGCAGGGAGGUGGGGCGGCGGGCAGAGGAAAGAGGAGGGGAGCAGGGAGGUGAGGGCUUUGUGAUGGAAUGUGUGAGCAUCGCCACCUUUUAG
Messenger RNA from Oncorhynchus gorbuscha (pink salmon), 708 nucleotides. RefSeq names its product heterogeneous nuclear ribonucleoprotein 87F-like. The transcript has 2 exons. The coding region runs from base 1 to 708 and encodes 235 amino acids. NCBI's taxonomy places the organism in Eukaryota, Metazoa, Chordata, Actinopteri, Salmoniformes, Salmonidae. The record is from RefSeq and is a predicted model, not a curated record.